This is a messenger RNA of Microbotryum saponariae, 2451 nucleotides long. Lineage: Eukaryota; Fungi; Basidiomycota; Microbotryomycetes; Microbotryales; Microbotryaceae. The record is from the annotation of a GenBank genome assembly.
AUGGAGCCCGUUGCCUACGUCGAUUCGCCUUUCGCACGGUACCUCGAGGGUUCGUUCUUCACGUCAUACUCAGCCCUCGACUCCUCGAUCGACGUCGAUCGCCGAUCUCACCGGCCCAUUGAAUCUUACCCGGCAGCCGCUGCUGACUUUGGCCUGUCUCUUAUUUGGUACAGAAGCCGGAAUCGAUGAGCACACGCGAAUUGAGAGCUUACCUGCACUGGCCAUCGGAGAGCCCAAUGUGUUCGAUAUCUGUGCACUCAACCACGCCGAUGUCGACAGCCCGCCGGACCUGCUGAAGUCAAGGGGAUCGCCAUCAACCCCACGCAGAUCCCGCUCGAGGCAAGAUAAUGGCGACGAGUGCAUCAAAUUUGCCCUUUCGACCUCUUCGCUGCUUACACCUAGGCUGGAGGAUGCUUUGAACUCUUAUCCCUCGCCCUCGCACCAAAUAUUGUCGGUGACCGAGUGCUCAGCCCGGGCGGCCACCGUGCAUUGGCAAAUCGGCGAGUCGCCAAGGACCUUGGGCAUCGAGGACGCUGUCAGACGUUUGUGGCAGCGGUUGGAUUUCACAGUACGGAUAAUCCUUUCGAGCAUGCCCCUGCUUGCGUUGCCCGUCUCGGCUUUUCGCGACUUACCAGCGCAAACUUCGGUCGAGACAGCUUACACCAUGGUCGACAUGACGAGGUUGUUUGACCGUCUCAUUGCGGCGUCACAAGAGUUCGACCGGCAUACUGCUCAAGUUCUCCGAUCUCUACGAUCAGCAAAACCUUUUUCACCCGGUAGCCAGCGGUGAGCCACCAAGACUCGUUACAGAAGUCUCAAUAAGAGAAUCUUCUCCUUUCAUGGGCAUCCCUAACCUGGUCGUCACCUCUGUCCCGCUGCAGGCUUAGCCCAUCUUCGCCCGUUUCCUCGAACCGAACAUUGCAGUCGCCACCACUAGACGCAUCUCUCGUCGUUUCAGUGACGCCCCAGGUAUGUCCUGAUAACCACUGGUGGCUGGCUUCAAGCUCGCCUCCCUCGACGAAGAGGAUGAGAGUGCUCAACCCCCUUCAUCCUUGGCUCGCACAGCCUAGCGGCCUCGCCUCGAUGCAUUCAAGAAUGCUGAUGUUGAUGCAAGAGAUGGCCCACGAAUAUCGAAGCGCUUCUUGGGAUCCGCUCUUCUGUGCCCUCGGAGCAGUCGUCAUCUCUGAUGCCACAGGCGGCUCAAAAACGGCCGCGGAACCUAACCUUCGAGACGGCGUUUUCGGUGGCAUCCACCGCGCAAACAGUAUUGCCAGAGGUGCCGGAGGCGGUGCGGGAAAGCAUCGAGCCCGACCUUCUGUCGGAGCUGAAGGCGUCUUCGGAAUUGGCACAGCCGGUCGAGGCGAGUCGCCUGAAGCGGUGAAGAUCGGAGGCAGAAGAUCGCUCUCACCUCGCCGUCGGCCCUUAUCGUGGUCUCUGGAAUACACUGUUCCGACGUCGGGCCUGUCCGGUACGAUACCCUUGCCAUUCGACAACACCUCAGUCGAUGGUUACGAAACGAACUCGGAGGAGACUGUGCCUGACAAAUUGCAAUCCGCUUUCGAGAGUGUCCAUGGUGCCCGGCGAUUGUGGCUUCUAAACCUCACUGCCAUCAUAGGUCUCCCUUCCACUCGACUGAACCGUCUGGCCUCGCAUGUCGGCAGUAUGGCAAUGACGGUCCGGCGGAAGCUGGAUCAGCUGGAAGGUUUGCAGAUCGUGGACAAGAGACGCAUGCUUUCUGCAAGUAGUGCGAACGCUGACUUGCUGCCACCCUGGAACGGUCACAAUUUCGCCCCUCCGCCGCCUCAAUCGCCCGCGGCCGUCUCGCUUACUGAUCUCGAGGGAUGCCACGCUGCUCUAUGCGAAUUGCUACGAGGCAUGGAAGUCCAGAUGGCUGCAACCGUGGAUGAGGCUCGAAAGCGACUUAAUGAGGAGUCUAUAUCAUCGCCAGCCGCGCUGUUUACUCGUCACGACUCGGUGCGACAAACCCUGGAUAUGCUGCGGCGGAAUUACGACGAGUCGAGACUCAUUUUGCGCCGAAUCGAACCGGAUGCGAAAGUCGGCAGACCACCUCUCACGGCGCUCUGUGCUCGAGCGAACUUGCCAGCGGCUGUGGCAGAAGACGUCAGCGCCGAGGUGCAUGCGGCAGUGCUUUCAGCCUCAUCGUCGUUUGUCGAACUCGGGGAAGGAUCCGAGCUAUUCGAGACCAGUCCCUCGCACGCUGUCGAUGCAGCUGACCGGGAAGUAGAGCAAAUAUUUGAGGCCAACGUACCAGCGUCGCCAAUGCCUCUUCGCAGCACGAGGGCGCGAGAGGAAAGAAUUCGUGCGAAGCGUGAUCAGCGUGUCUCUGACCUGCUCAAGUCACCAAUAUCGUCCGAGAUCAGGCUUAUCGGUGAGCUCAAAGGCGUAUUGGAAGCUCGACGGAAGCCCCUAAAGGCGUGUGACGAUGUAUAA